AUGAUGCCCAUGAUGCCCCAACUGUUCGGUCCGGCUGCUCCCCCGCCACCCCCGCCCAUCCAGUUCGAUCCGACGCCGUUGGUCCACGAGUCCGCCACGGCCAUCGCCAACUUCCCCCCGCCACCCGCCCAUGAGGUGAGGAAAGAAUGCACACAUACACUAUGAUUGUGUGUAAGCACCUGUGUGUAUGUGCGUAUGUGUGUGUGCAGCACCAGGGCGGCUAUGGAGGCUGGGCAGGGGCCAACGCCAGUAGGGCCGCCAACAUGUAUGCCGCUCAGCAGCAACACCAGCACUAUCAGCACCAGCACCAGCACCAUCCCCACCACCAACAGCCGGCGUAUGGCGGCUAUGGGCCGGGUUACAAUGCCUACGGUGCCAACUACGGCCAGAUGAACCAGUACGGCAAUGCCCAGCCCCACGCCAACCAGCAGCAACAGCAGCAGCAGAGAUUCCCCACCAUCCUCCCCAGCCCAGGUGCCAAUGGACAGCAGCACAGUUACCGCCGCAACGAAGACAAUCGGCAGAACGGGCGGGGCGGCGGAUGGCGCGGCCCGAGGGGCGGGCCAGGAGGCAACGGGGGCCGGCUGAGAGGACGCAACGGGCGAGGAGGCGCAGCAGGUGAGAGCCGCGGUCGGCACUAGGAGAUGGCCCACGGGAGGGCGUCCUGGACGUCUGUUUUGUGUUUUGGGACGUUGGGAGGGAUGGGAGGGGGGGAGAGGGUGGGUGAGUACAUUUGUAUGGAUGAGCUGACUGACUGACCGUUUCCUCGACUGUUUGCAUUUCGUCAGAGAUGUCUCCACCUGGCUGCCAUGGUGUCACGCUGGCGAGGUGGCCGGCCGGUGGACACAUCUCGACUUCUUGGCUUAUACGCCUGGCUGUCCGGCUGUUUGCUUGUGAUGCACAGGGAGUGUGUGUGAGUGUGUGUGUGUGCGCCUGAUAGACAGCAGUGAAUAUGACUCACCGAACACGCCAGCGAGAGAAUGACAGACAGUAUGCGUCAAAUGGGGGAGGAAGGGCAUUGGGCUCACUGUUUGUUCGGGGCCAUGUGUGACUGCGAGGGAGAGGGAGAGAGGAAGGAGAGAUCGGGGAGGGGAGUUAUGCGUCACUGACUAUAGCGUGCUUGCGUCGGUUUCAAAGGGGGAGGCUCGUGCGUGGCUGCGAAUGUGUGUGUGAGUGAGAGAGAGGGUGAUGUCGGUCGGACAAAAGACAAUCGAGCGGUUCUCAAAGGUUCAACAAGAUAAUCC
Messenger RNA from Vitrella brassicaformis, 1244 nucleotides. Lineage: Eukaryota; Vitrellaceae. The record is from the annotation of a GenBank genome assembly.